Dromaius novaehollandiae (emu) is the source of this 6219-nucleotide messenger RNA. RefSeq names its product monoacylglycerol O-acyltransferase 1 (gene MOGAT1). The record is from RefSeq and is a predicted model, not a curated record. Lineage: Eukaryota; Metazoa; Chordata; Aves; Casuariiformes; Dromaiidae. Bases 1151 to 2686 code for a protein of 511 amino acids. Gene Ontology annotation, cellular component: endoplasmic reticulum membrane. The transcript is spliced from 6 exons. Gene Ontology annotation, biological process: triglyceride biosynthetic process; diacylglycerol biosynthetic process. Gene Ontology annotation, molecular function: diacylglycerol O-acyltransferase activity.
GGCGGCGGCGGCGGCGGGGCAGCAGGGCGCUGGCUUCCGCGCCGUGCGGCCGUGGCUCCGGCGGGCAGCCCGGGCGGGUGCUUCGUCUCAAAGCAGUGCCGUGGCGCGCCGUGGCGGCACGCUGCGUGUGCCCGCUGCGCUCGGCUGGUGCUGCAGCGGCUGUGAGCUGCGCUGGUGGAAGUGGGAGAUAAUUGUAUUGAGUUACAAAACAGUCACUUAGGGAAACGGGAGUGUUCAUCGUAAUGCUGUCGUGGACACCAGUCCUUUAUUUAACUGGUUGUUGCCUGGCAGACUUGAACUACCAGGAAGCAUAAAGGCUCCAUCCCUCAAGUGUGUGUUGAACUCUGUGGAGGGAGUAAAGAGGAGUUUGGCUUCAUCUAGAUGGUAUCAAAGUGAUAGGAAGAAAAACUCAGUUUUCAUUUAUGUGAGACUACCUGUGCAAAUAGAGUAGUGUUGUUUACCAAUUUAAGGAACAACCUGUGUUAACUUAAAUAUCCUUGUGUCUGUCUUUUGCCAUGUACAGAAUAAGUCUCACUUUGGACACUUCUCUUUCAGCUAGCAAGAUGAGGCUGUGGCAUUUCCAUUGUCCCAAUCAGUAAAAUUGCUACAGCCAGCACAGUAACAUCUUCAAAAGUUUCUUACUGUAUUCUUUUGCAAUAACUUCUACUGAUAUCCCAGUUUAAAUGACAGAGGUGAGUGGAGGCUGAGUUGUUUGGUUUCAUUAGAAAUGAAAGAGUUAAAACUGUAGUGAUUUGAACCGUUUUAAGUUUAUCGUUAGCUUCUGGGUAAGCUCUUUAACAAGUGGCUUUAGUGCAAGCUGUAGUGUACAUGCUUGAAAUGCUAUUCAAAGCUCUGAAAAUAAGAGAUGGUCUCAGAUGCUCUAAGAAAAAGAGGGAAAACUACUUUCUAGUGUAGCUAUACAGGUUCCAUAUAAGGAAAAUCUACAUCAGAUAACUUGAUGCUUCAGACUUGAAGUUUGCAACUUUAGAAUAAUAAAGCUACUUAUAUUUCAACUCUUAUUGUCUGUUGUAGUUUAUUUAAAGUGAAGACAGGUGUUUCACCAUUUGCAGCUGAGGCUUGCUUGAGUUUUGUUUACUGCACCUGUGUGAAAUGUGAGUGAAGGUUGCAUGUUUCUGUAACAGUUGCUAUCAUGGGAGUUUAUUGGGCAUGUUCUGCCCAGCUUUGCUGGCAAGGAGCGCUUGCUCAAGUCAAGGUGGUAGGGGCUUGCGGGGAAAAACCCGAUGUACAUGUAGCAGCUUUUCCUAGACAGGUGUGUGCUAGGAGCUUGAUGUGCGCGGUGCUGGCUGUGGCCGUCUCGGGGUCUGCCACGGGGGGAGGAGUUAGCCGAAGCAAGGGCUCUGGCGGGGCGCUCAGAGCGGGGCUUGCGGCCGGUAGCUUCGCCUCGGCUCGCUGCCCUGCGGCGGGCUGGCUACCGCCUGCGGCCGGGGGCCGGGACGGCGGCGGGGCUCCGCGCUGCGCCCCUCCCCGGGGCGGGGCUCGCCCCCUCCGCGCCCGCCGUGGGCUGCGGAGGGGGCGCGGCAGCCCGUGCCCACGCUGGGGCCGGGCCGGGCUGGGCGGCAGCGCAGGGCAGAGCGGCCGGAGCGCGGCGGCAGGCAGGGUCCGCACCUCCCCGCGCUGCUCUGCCUCCCGUCCCGCUGCCGUGCGCCCGGACAGGCUCAGCAUGAAGGUCGAGUUCGCCCCCAUCAACAUCCCCCUAAGGAGGAGGAUCCAGACAGUUGCGGUGCUUCAGUGGAUCGUCUCCUUCCUCCUGCUCGCGGAGUUUUGCUGUGGGAUCUUCGUAAUCUUGAUUCUGGGCAACUUCUGGUUUGUUGCCGUCCUGUACUCGCUGUGGUUCUACUUUGACUGGGGAACGCCAUGUGCUGGAGGGAGACGGUCCCAGUGGGUCAGAAGCUGGACUAUUUGGAAUUACUUUAGGGAAUACUUUCCCAUGAAGCUUAUAAAAACUUCAGAUUUGAAUCCAAAUCACAACUACUUGCUUGGCUUCCACCCUCAUGGGGUGCUGGUAUGCGGAGCCUUUGGAAACUUCUGCACUGGGUCAGAUUUCAAGAAUCUAUUUCCUGGGAUUACUCCAUACCUUCAUGUCUCGUCCAUCUGGUUUAGCUUUCCCUUCUUCAGAGAAUAUAUACUGAGUGCUGGAAUCGUUUCUGUAUCCAAGGAGAGCAUCUCAUACGUGCUGAACAAUGAUGGAGGUGGCCACGCGUCCGUUAUUGUGGUCGGAGGAGCAGGCGAGUCUCUGAAUGCCCGUCCUGGAAGUUUAACGUUGAGCAUCCUAAAGAGGAAAGGAUUUAUUAAAAUGGCCUUGAAACACGGGGCUCAUCUAGUCCCAGUGUUUUCCUUUGGCGAAAACGAACUAUUCAAGCAAGUUGCAAACCCCAGAGGUUCACGGCUCAGAAAAAUACAGGAGAAGCUGCAAAAGAUAAUAGGCUUUGCUGUGCCACUAUUUCAUGCUAGAGGAAUAUUUCAAUACAGUUUUGGCUUCCUACCUUACAGGCAGCCUAUUCAUACUGUUGUGGGCAGCCCCAUCCCUGUGAAACAGAACUUGAAUCCUACCACCGAAGAGAUUGAACAGCUACAUGAGCUGUAUCUACAGAAACUAAGUAAAUUAUUUGAAGACCACAAAAGAAAUUAUGGGAUCCCUGAGCACAGAUCUCUUAUCUUUGAAUAGUGAAUUACAAUUUGUGAUUACAAGGAUCAGCUUGGAAAAAAAUACUGGGUGCUGAAAGACGUCUGUCUUGCAAUCUGUGUUUUGCAACCUGUAAUUGUUCUUGUGUAAGCAAUAAUUUUAAAAAAGGAUUGUUUGAUUUUUAUCUUAUGGAAAAAAAAAUCCUUAGGGUGUGAUCCUGGAAACCACUGCUGUUUUGAGUCGUCCUUUUAGAUUCGUCUGUACUAGAUACACUAGUGAGAGGCUGAGCACCAAUGUUCUUACCACCGUGGUAUGUAACCAUACCUUGAGCAGAGGAAAUUGCCCUAGCAUUAGAUCAAGAGCAGGAAAAGUAUAAACCCCUGAAGUAUGUAAUUAGAAGUUAAGAGACUUACUAGCAUGUAUCAAACACUACAUCAAGUUGUUCUUUGAAUAUCAAAAAAAUCCUACUGCUCUUCCAUAGAAAUGAAGUUUGUUUUUAGUAGAUGGCCAUUAUGAACCAUUUACAUGGUAAUUCAGGAAUAUUAGAAGCUCUCUGACCUAAAUAAGAUAUCGGCAAAAGUGGUUUCUCUGACUUAUGGAGCAGACUAAACUCUUCUGGAGGAAGAACAGUCUUGAGUUAUUCUAUGUGCAUGCAUUUGCUGGGUGGUGGGAAGCACUGAAUAAUGUGACAUUUUUCUUUUUUUGGAUAAGCUGUACUUUAGAUCAUUGGCUUGUAAGAUGAUGCAGCUUGGUUUGAUAGUUCUAGUCUCGCAAGAAAUGGCAGGCACAGUACAGGAGAUGUUCACCAGUGAAACUGGUGGGGGAAUCAUGUGAAUUUUGUGAAUGCAUGUUAUGCAUAUUCAAAAUUACUCUUAUGCUAAGCACUUCCACAGAAGGAAAUGAAGCCAACUUUGUUCAGUCUAGUUCUGAAACUCCAUCAAGGAAAGUAUACUUGUUAUGCCUUUCCCCCUCCUCCCCCAAAAGGUGUGAAUCCCAUCUCUCCUAAGACCAAAGGACAGGGAGGCAGACUGUGAAGUUUCAUUCUUUUUUCCUACUAGUCUGAUUGAACCAAAUUCUAAACUGCAGUUUCCUUAUCUGGAAAGCAUGUGGAAAGCUGUCCAUCAGUGUGACACAGCUGUAAUUGUCAAGGCAAUGUAAGCACAGCGCUAGAGUGUAAGCACUAGAGUUUGAGAGAAGGCUUUGCUUAAGUAUGGGUAUCUAUUUAAAAAAAAAAAUAGAAAUCUUGGCUGAACUUUUUCAGUUAAAAUGCCUAGGCCUCCAAGAUGAUGAUGUAUGAAGAGAAUUAUAGUAUAUUAUAAUUUUUAUAUGUGAGAAAUCACUGUAUUUGUAAAUGCCUUCUAUUUGCACAUGGACUCUGCAGACCUGGAUUUAUCAAAAAGUGUGUGUUUUGGUUUAAGCAGUUUUGAUGCCUGAAUGUUAUGUCAGGUGCACAUCAUGCAGGUGCUCUGAUAUGACACACACAGGCUUGUUGGGCAGCCUGGGGCAUCCGCAGCUCUGCCAGUUCAGCAGCAGUACAGUCUGGAAAUAGCACUGUUGGCCCCACAAAGGCAUUGGACACGUGUGCUUGCUGGGCUGGAGCCUUCACAGAAGAAAUGUGGUUGUGGUUUGGGGAAGCAUUAGAACUCUGGGGAAAAAAGAUCUUUAGCAAGAUGAAGGUCUUCAAAGAAAAGGGUGGAAAUAGUGUGAUUCCUGAGGAAUGGACUCUCCAUUAACUAAGGCCCCAGUGCUGAGUAAGUAUUUGCCAGACACGGCUCAUAGAUGUUGGUCUAACCUGUUCCAAAAAUCCUCCAGCAACAGUAUGGUUUGCUUAGGAGAGCUGUGCCUUCUAGUGUGUAGCUGUCAUUCAGGGAUGACCAGCACUGAGCCAGUGAAUCCCACUCUCACUUUUUCUAGGGCUAUAGAUGUCUUUUUAGGAGUCAGGAUGACAGCUGGAGUUCUUGAUGCCUAGAGAAGUAGCUCUCCUUCCCCUGACAGACUGCUGUCAGCAUGCCUGCAGCUCAUCUCUUCUGUGCUUUAGCUUUCUUGGUGCCCAGCGUGCUUCCCCUUGCCUUCCCAACGCUUUUGCUGCCUAAUGAUCGCUGUGUGUGAUGACCACGUACACAUACAAAAUUUUGAGUGGCUUCCUAUCGCUGAGCAGAAAGAGGGAUUUUAGGAGCCAAGCUUAAGAAGAGGUAGUGCUGUGAGCGUUGCUGUUUGACAUGAGUUUAAGAUCCAGAACUAUUUCAGCUUUUGGAAUAGCAAAUAUCUAGGCAGUCAAUAUCCCAGGUUUGAUACCUGGAAGAGGCCUCUACGGUCCUGAAGGCUAUAAGUGAUGAGCCCUGAGUAGUCAUUGACCCAUUUUUGUUUAUCUAGCUGUGUGAAACUUCCAUUUGAAUUUGUUUUUUGCUGCUUGCCCUGAUGAGUAGUGCUCAUGUAGUCGUGAAAGACAGACUUGGAGCCUGCAUCAGACUGCUGUCUCCUAGACCACCUGAUCUAGUAAGAUGCUUCUUCUCAUACUCAGUCUGUUUUAUCCUGUUACCUUAAUGCUACAAAAGCUCAGGAUGUAAAUUUUAAAGCCAUAGUGUGGGGUUGAGGAUUGGAACUGUUUGGACUGUUGUUGAUUAAAUUAGCCCAAAAUUCUAGGAUUUGACUGGGGGGGGGGGGGGGGGGGAUAUCUAGUCCAGAAUGUACCCUAUAUAUAGGCUCACCUCUGAAUUCCAUAAGAAAAGUGUUUAUGGGCUCUAAAUACCAUUCAUAACUGGCACAGUUAGAACAAGUAGGAAUUGUGUUACUUUGGCUACUAAUAUUUUCAUUGGUUUAUAACACAGGAAGAUGGAGAAAAGAAAAUAAAGUCUCCAGGCAAUCUAAAUAUGUAUUAUUGCUCUGCAUAUACAGUUGCUCUGUAACUGCUGCAUAUUGUCUAUGCUGGUCCUUCCAGCUUACCUCUUGUUAACAAAUUUGCUAUGCUUAGUGUGGCUAGGACAGGACUAUGUUUAAAUAGACUAUCAGAAUCUAAAACUGAUAUGCGCGUUGUCCUCUAAAAUAUUUACCUUUGUGAUGGUAUCUAGAUUUGUAAAACAGCUCUGCAAUACUGACCUAAAGACCAUGGACACUUCAGAGCCCUGGAAGCUGUUGACCUAUUGCAGAUGACGCCAGCACUGAACCUAUACCCUAUCACCUUCUACAGAAAAGGAUUAGUAGUUGGUACAUGCUCACAUUGCACAGGGAUUUCACCACUUUGCUGAUUUGCAGAGGCAACUCCAGGGAAGCAAGGCAUCUAGCAAAAGGAUGGAUGCUCUGCCUCUAUACCAUGCAAUACUGCCUCUCCAAUACACUGGAGCUGACCGUGCCUGCCUGUUCCCUUGCAGAUAAACAUCUCUUCACCAAAAUAUGUUUAUGAAAACCCUUACACACAGAAGCAGUCCUCUAGAACUUUUAUUUCUUUAACUACAAAGCUUAUUUUAGACUCCUUGAUACCUUUGUGACUUUUCAUGGUACCUGUAAAAUACCGAUUUCAGUUGUUACAAUGAUAGCUGUAGCUAGGAGGUGUGAGACAAAUAAAGAUUUGUACCAAG